This is a messenger RNA of Lathyrus sativus (Indian pea), 3390 nucleotides long. Lineage: Eukaryota; Viridiplantae; Streptophyta; Magnoliopsida; Fabales; Fabaceae. The record is from the annotation of a GenBank genome assembly.
AUGAGCAUGCCGAAACCUAAUCCAGUAGCAGUUAGAGACCUCGUUGAGGAAGCGAAGAAACGAAUUGUGAUUCUCAUCGUUUGCGUUGUUGGACUCUCCUAUCUCAUGUCAUUGACAAGCUCCUCAGUUUGGGUCAACUUGCCUGCUGCAGCUUCCUUAAUUAUCAUUUUCCGUUAUUUAUCACUGGAUUAUGAAAUGAAGAGAAAAGCUGCAGCAUACAACAAUAAAGCAAGCUCCACCAAUAUUCAGUCUUCAAAGAAGCAUACCGAAAAUCCUAAAGCAGUUGCAAAAUUUGAGUGGCGAGCAAAAGUGAAUUCACCUGUUGUUGAGGAUGCAAUUGAUCACUUCACUAGGCAUCUGGUUUCUGAGUGGGUAACAGAUCUUUGGUACUCUCGCUUAACACCGGACAAAGAGGCUCCUGAGGAGUUGGUGCAACUAAUCAAUGGUGUACUUGGUGAAAUUUCAGGACGCAUGAGAAAUAUAAAUCUGAUUGAUUUUUUGAUAAGGGAUCUUGUUAAUCUCGUUUGCACUCAUUUGGAGCUGUUCCGUGCUUCUAUCUCCAAGAUUGAAAAACAACACACGGGUUCAUUGACAAUUGAAAGUCGAGAUACAGAACUGAAGAUUGUGUUGGCGGCAGAAAACAAAUUGCAUCCUGCUUUAUUCUCUUCUGAAGCUGAGCACAAGGUUUUGCAGCAUCUAAUGAAUGGUCUUAUGUCCGUCACUUUCAAGUCGGAGGAUUUGCAGUGUUCUUUCUUUCGAUACACUGUCAGGGAGCUUCUUGCAUGUACUGUAAUACGACCUGUUCUAAAUUUAGCCAAUCCAAGAUUUAUUAAUGAAAGAAUUGAGUCUGUGGUAAUUAAUAAGACCAAGACUAACAAGGGGGUUGAUGCAGCUCAAGGGGUAUCCCACACUAAAGCAGAUGAGCCACAAACUUCAUCUGACCAUUUUUCCAAGUGUUUAGAUCCUUCUGUUACUGGUGUUGAGCUUACACAGCUAAAAAACAGUCAAUCCAGAAAUGCAGAGACGCCUGCAGAAAGAAAUGCUUCUGAUAACCUUGCUAGGGACCCGUUGCUUUCAAUUGAUACUCGAUCUUCCCGUACAUGGAACUCUUUACCUGGAAACUCUCAAAGUAAUGGUGACCAAGGUGUUCAACAACAUCGCUCUGGAGGAGAGUGGGGAGAUAUUUUAGAUGUCGUCUCUCGUAGAAAGACCCAAACUCUUGCUCCAGAACAUUUUGAGAAUGUGUGGGCAAAGGGAAAAAAUUACAAGAAAAAGGAUGGAGAGAACCAAUCGAAUGAGCGAGCCCCACAACAUCCCCCAAUAGAAAAAUCACCCAAGGUAAAUCAUAUUAAGGCAAUAUCUGGACCCAAAGAAAAAGUUACUAGAUUGAAGCUUAAUUCCUCUACAGGAUGUGACACUAAUUCUGGAUACAGCAGGCAAUUAACUGUUGAAAAUCCAACCUUUCGUACAGACAAAAAUGGAUCAACUCGUUCUUCAGUUACCUCGUAUAAAGCUGAUGAACACAACCACAUUAAUAUGCAUACCAGUGAAUCAGAGAGCAAUACUUCAUAUACUUCUGAAGAUGAUGAAACUAGUAAUGUUACAGGUCUAGGUUCCCCUGGAACUAAGGUUUGGGAUGGAAGAAGUAUCAGAAACCAGGCUGUUUCAUAUGUUCAUCACCCACUUGAAAAUUUUGAUAAUCACAGUACAAAGAAAAGGAAUAAAAACCGUUCCCGCUACCCGAGACCAUUCAGAAGUCAAUCUGGCAGUAAAAGGUCUAGAUCAAGCGAUCACAAGACACAGAUGUGGCAGGAAGUUGAGAGAUCAAGUUUUUUAUCUGGUGAUGGUCAAGACAUACUUGGCUCUUCAAAAUCACAUGUGAAUUCUGACGAGUCCUCCGAUGAGGUUGAUUUUGAAAGUUUGGGUAGAAUUUAUAGUGGAGCAGCUGCCUCUUCUUCAUCCUCUAUAUCUAAACCAGAAUCUUGUAGUUUGGUUGUUAAUCCUCUGAUAAGUUCUUCCGUAGAUUCCUUUUACAAGUUGAGAUGUGAGGUCUUGGGUGCAAACAUUGUGAAGAGUGGUUCAAGAACAUUUGCCGUUUACUCCAUAUCCGUUACAGAUGUAAACAAUAACAGCUGGUCAAUUAAAAGAAGGUUUCGUCAUUUUGAAGAGCUGCAUCGGCGCCUGAAAGAGUUCCCUGAGUAUAAUCUUCAUUUGCCACCAAAACAUUUUCUGUCAACUGGUUUAGAUGUAGCAGUCAUUCAAGAGCGGUGUGAAUCGCUUGAUAAAUAUUUGAAGAAACUGAUGCAGCUACCUAAAGUUUCAGAAUCAAUUGAAUUAUGGGACUUUCUGAGUGUUGACUCUCAGACCUACAUAUUCUCAAAUUCUUUUUCUAUCAUGGAAACAUUACCAGUUGGCCUGGACUCUAAAUCAUCUGAGAAGACUAAAAUCAGUUCCCCUGUUUCUGCAUCCGGAAGUGACCCUUUUGCCUUUCAGAGGGAAAACUAUAGUUCUGAAAGUAAAGAGUCUGUUUUGCGAAGAAGAAAUAAUCCUGUCGAUAAUGGAUUGAGGCCAAAAUUAAAUAGCAUGCCUCUUUCUCUACCGGCAAAAAAGAAUACACAGGAAUCGAGACAGUCAUUUGACAAUUCUGCAAGCAAUGCAGAUAUUCUAGCACGGAAGAGUGCACCUUCUUCCAAUAACCCGCAGAAAUCAGUGAAAGGAAGAGAUAGGUCAGAUGAGGUCUCUGAUGUGAACCGUGAUACUGCUGACACUCUUCCAACAGAGUGGGUGCCACCAAAUUUAAGUGUACCCAUAUUGGAUCUCGUUGAUGUUAUAUUCCAGCUGCAGGACGGUGGAUGGAUUAGGAGGCAAGCUUUCUGGGUUGCAAAACAAGUCUUACAACUAGGGAUGGGCGAUGCCUUAGAUGAUUGGUUGUUAGAGAAAAUUCUGCUUCUCCGAAAGGGAUCAGUGAUUGCUUCAGGGGUCACACGAGUUGAGCAAAUACUCUGGCCUGAUGGAAUUUUCUUAACCAAGCAUCCAAAUCGACGGCCACCGCCUACCAGUCCAUCGCAGAAUUCACCUAAGAGUCAUCAACCUACACCAGUAUCUUCUCCAAGGAUGGGUGAUGAGCAACAAGAGGCAGAUCGGCGUGCAAAGUUUGUAUACGAGCUAAUGAUUGAUCAAGCACCACCAGCAAUUGUAGGUCUUGUUGGAAAGAAGGAAUAUGAACAAUGUGCAAGGGAUCUUUAUUUUUUCCUUCAGUCAUCUGUUUGCUUGAAACUGCUGGCUUUUGACCUCCUGGAGAUGCUGCUUUUGUCAGCAUUUCCAGAACUUGACGAUGUAUUCAAGCAGCUGCAUGAAGAAAAACAUAAAUUUGGUGAGCUGGUAAAGUAA